AUGGCUUCUACAUCGUUAUUCCCUUCUGCUUCUAGGAAAGAACUUGUGAAGGAAUAUGUGGGUAAAUCACUACAUGAGGUACCUUGCCCUGCAGUUGUACUUGACAUAUCAAAGUUGAAGAAGAAUUGUGCUGCUAUGCUUGAGACAGUAGAGUCUUUACAAUGCGGCUGGAGAGCCCAUAUCAAAACCCAUAAGACAACCGAAUUGACGAGGUUACAAGUCGGGGAUGGAACUGGACCAGUCAACAUCGUCGUUUCAACGAUAGUAGAGGCAGAAAAUAUUGUCCCUCUACUCCUAGAAUACAAGAAUAAGGGAAGAGCUGUCAAUGUACUAUAUAGCUUUCCUCUCACCUCAAGCGCAGUCGACCGAUUAUCAAGAGUUUCCAUAGCUCUUGGACCUAACGGUCUAUCCGUCAUGAUUGAUCACCCAUCCCAGCUUAGCUCUGUCGCCGCCAUUCAUGCCAAGACAAGCAUAGCCCCUCUUAUUUUCAUCAAGAUUGACAUGGGAGGCCACAGAGCUGGUGUCAUUCCCGGUACAGAUAUCUGCUCUCAACUAAUCGCCUCCGUCAUAUCCUUGGCCAAUCGCGAUGCAUGUAUCCUUCAUGGACUGUACUCGCAUGCCGGACACUCCUAUUCCUCAAACUCUCAAACCGUAGCCCUCGACUAUCUUCGCCAAGAAUUUGAAGCCCUCCUCAUUACCUCUGGAGAGGUUCACUCGGCAGCUGGUACUGUAUUUCCCCUCACGCUUUCUGUAGGGGCUACUCCAACUUCUAGUGCCAUUCGCAACCUUCUCCUCCCUUCUACUUCCUCUGAAGGAUCGGAUGAAAUUUCAGCUCUAAAGGCUACCAUGAGAGCCAUUCGUGAUGUAGGCUGUGAGAUUGAAAUUCACGCUGGAGUGUACCCAAUGCUUGACAUGCAGCAAUUAGCUACCCACGCCUUGCCUGAAGAAAUACUUAGCUGGUCUUCCGUAGCCAUCACAGUGCUAGCAGAAAUCACCUCGCUCUACCCUUCCCGAGGCGCGGCAGGUUCUCCCGAAGCCCUCAUCACAGCCGGUUCUCUCGCACUUGGCCGCGAACCGUGUAAGGCUUAUUCCGGCUGGGGAAUCGUCUCACCAUGGAACCGCGAUUCUUUUGCUUUGCCCAACACAGGUCCUGAAGGUUAUUCUGGCGUAAAAAUGACUCGGAACUCUCCAUUGGUCAAAAAGUCCGUAUCUGGCCUAACCACGCAUGCAUCGCCGGAGCCGGAUAUGGCUGGUAUUUAA
Molecule: messenger RNA, 1260 nt
Organism: Sclerotinia sclerotiorum 1980 UF-70
Lineage: Eukaryota; Fungi; Ascomycota; Leotiomycetes; Helotiales; Sclerotiniaceae
Exons: 5
Coding region: 1-1260 (419 amino acids)
Biological process (GO): D-serine catabolic process
Molecular function (GO): D-serine ammonia-lyase activity
Source: RefSeq, a predicted model, not a curated record